AUGCUUAUUCAGCUGCAGCAACAGACACCAAUUGAGGUGGGUGAAACUUAUGCCAUCUCCGUCCAGUAUCUCCCAACCGACCACCACAACGCCACCACCACCAACAGCACCAACGGCAUACACUAUUUGGCCAUCGACAGUCAGUACACAACAAUCCACCGAGGGAGUUUCCGACAGUUUAGCGACCGGAAACGGUACAACCAACGCUACGAUCUCCAGUACGCCAUUAGCGACCUCAGAGGACUCAACAAGUGGCGAAAGCACCUCCAAAGCACCCGCUACAACAGUGUCAACAAGUCAAACCCAAAAAGGUAUCGCAAUAUAAACGACAAAAAAUUACAUAACCACAUAAAGCAAAGGGACAGCAGUCGGGGCAUCUCAUCAGCAGAUAAUGAACCAUCGGAUACAUCAACCGUCUCACGAAUAGACUCAACAGAAUAUACAACAUUAGAUGAAUUUACAGAUGAAGCAACAGACGAACCAUCAUAUACAUCAACCAUCUCACGAAUAGACUCAACAGAAUAUACAACAUCAGAUGCACUUACGGAUGCAGCAACAGAUGAACCAUCGGAUACAUCAACCGUCUCACCAAUAGACUCAACAGAAUAUACAACAUCAGAUGCACUUACGGAUGCAGCAACAGAUGAACCAUCAGAUGCAUCAACCGUCUCACGAAUAGACUCAACAGAAUAUAAUACAUCAGAUGCUCUUACGGAUGCACUUACAGAUGCAGCAACAGAUGAAUCAACAGAUACAUCAACCGUCUCACGAAUAGACUCAACAGAAUAUACAACAUCAGAUGCACUUACGGAUGCAGCAACAGAUGAAUCAACAGAUACAUCAACCGUCUCACGAAUAGACUCAACAGAACAAUCAACAUCAGAUGCAGCAACAACAGAUAUAGCAACAGAUGAACCAUCAGAUGCAUCAACCGUCUCACGAAUAGACUCUACAGAAUAUAAAACAUCAGAUGCUCUUACGGAUGCACUUACAGAUGCAGCAACAGAUGAAUCAACAGAUACAUCAACCGUCUCACGAAUAGACUCAACAGAAUAUACAACAUCAGAUGCACUUACGGAUGCAGCAACAUAUGAACCAUCAGAUACAUCCACCGUCUCACGAAUAGACUCAACAGAAUAUAAAACAUCAGAUGCUCUUACGGAUGCACUUACAGAUGCAGCAACAGAUGAAUCAACAGAUACAUCAACCGUCUCACGAAUAGACUCAACAGAAUAUACAACAUCAGAUGCACUUACGGAUGCAGCAACAUAUGAACCAUCAGAUACAUCCACCGUCUCACGAAUAGACUCAACAGAAUAUAAAACAUCAGAUGCUCUUACGGAUGCACUUACAGAUGCAGCAACAGAUGAAUCAACAGAUACAUCAACCGUCUCACGAAUAGACUCAACAGAAUAUACAACAUCAGAUGCACUUACGGAUGCAGCAACAUAUGAACCAUCAGAUACAUCCACCGUCUCACGAAUAGACUCAACAGAAUAUACAACAUCAGAUACACUUACGGAUGCAGCAACAUAUGAACCAUCAGAUACAUCCACCGUCUCACGAAUAGACUCAACAGAAUAUAAAACAUCAGAUGCUCUUACGGAUGCACUUACAGAUGCAGCAACAGAUGAAUCAACAGAUACAUCAACCGUCUCACGAAUAGACUCAACAGAAUAUACAACAUCAGAUGCACUUACGGAUGCAGCAACAUAUGAACCAUCAGAUACAUCCACCGUCUCACGAAUAGACUCAACAGAAUAUACAACAUCAGAUGCACUUACGGAUGCAGCAACAUAUGAACCAUCAGAUACAUCCACCGUCUCACGAAUAGACUCAACAGAAUAUAAUACAUCAGAUGCUCUUACGGAUGCACUUACAGAUGCAGCAACAGAUGAAUCAACAGAUACAGCAACCGUCUCGCGAAUAGACUCAACAGAACAAUCAAUAUCAGAUGCAGCAACAACAGAUACAGCAACAGAUGAACCAUCAGAUGCAUCAACCGUCUCACGAAUAGACUCAACAGAAUAUACAACAUCAGAUGCACUUACGGAUGCAGCAACAUAUGAACCAUCAGAUACAUCCACCGUCUCACGAAUAGACUCAACAGAAUAUAAAACAUCAGAUGCUCUUACGGAUGCACUUACAGAUGCAGCAACAGAUGAAUCAACAGAUACAUCAACCGUCUCACGAAUAGACUCAACAGAAUAUACAACAUCAGAUGCACUUACGGAUGCAGCAACAUAUGAACCAUCAGAUACAUCCACCGUCUCACGAAUAGACUCAAGAGAAUAUAAUACAUCAGAUGCUCUUACGGAUGCACUUACAGAUGCAGCAACAGAUGAAUCAACAGAUACAGCAACCGUCUCGCGAAUAGACUCAACAGAACAAUCAAUAUCAGAUGCAGCAACAACAGAUACAGCAACAGAUGAACCAUCAGAUGCAUCAACCGUCUCAAGAAUAGACUCAACAGAAUAUAAAACAUCAGAUGCACUUACGGAUGCAGCAACAUAUGAACCAUCAGAUACGUCCCAUCAGAUGACCCAACAGAUGUAA
This is a messenger RNA of Drosophila persimilis, 2556 nucleotides long. Its product is annotated as serine-rich adhesin for platelets-like. The record is from RefSeq and is a predicted model, not a curated record. Lineage: Eukaryota; Metazoa; Arthropoda; Insecta; Diptera; Drosophilidae. The transcript has 4 exons. Bases 1 to 2556 code for a protein of 851 amino acids.